GCGGCGGGCGCGGCGGCCAGCGGCAGCGGCGCGGCGCAGGCGGCGAGCGGGGGCAAGAUCAGCGUGGAGAUUGUGGCGGACAGCGAGGACGGGCCCAGCGUGGUCAAGGUCAAGAUCGGGCCCGGAAACGUCCUGCGCAAGAUGAUGGAGGUGUGGUGCAGGCACCAGGAGCAGUCCGUCGAGGGCGUCCUGUUCUCCCACGGCGGCAGGGCACUCCGCCCCGACGACACGCCGGCCAGCCUGGGCUGGACCGCCAGAGGCGACGGUGGCAGCCUUGUCGUGCACGCGGCGCCCCGCAACCCGCAGCCGCCCCGCGCCGCGGCCGCCCCCGCCGCCAGCGGCGGCGCCGCCGCGGCCGCGCCGCGGGCCGCGCGGAGGCUGCCGCCGCCGGCCGCGGCCGGCGCGGCGGCCGCGGGCGCGGGCGCGGCAGGCGCGGAGGCCGCGGCGCAGGCGGCGAUGCGGGGCGCGCCGCUGGCAGUGAGGGGCGUUCAGGGAGCUGGCGUUCCGCAGCUGAAAGCGGCGCAGGCGCACCGAGCCGAUGGCAUGGCGCGGCACCGCAGCAGCGGCGGCGGCGCCGUGGCCGCAGCGGCGGUCAUGCUGCAGGCGGCGGUCGGGGCCGCGGGGGAGACCUCGGCGGCGGCCUCCGCGCGCGCGGCCCUGGGAGCACGGCAGGCCAAGUCGCCCGCGAGGAGGCCUGCACGGGCGGUGGCGCCGCCCGAGGCAAGGCCCACGGCGCAGCCGUCCCUGGCGCAGCCCCCGGCGAUCGCGGAUGCGCCCAUGGAGCCGCCGCCAGGAGACUGA
Messenger RNA from Prorocentrum cordatum, 801 nucleotides. The record is from the annotation of a GenBank genome assembly. NCBI's taxonomy places the organism in Eukaryota, Dinophyceae, Prorocentrales, Prorocentraceae.